Molecule: messenger RNA, 809 nt
Organism: Tarenaya hassleriana
Lineage: Eukaryota; Viridiplantae; Streptophyta; Magnoliopsida; Brassicales; Cleomaceae
Product: transmembrane protein 208
Exons: 5
Coding region: 69-590 (173 amino acids)
Biological process (GO): vacuolar protein processing
Cellular component (GO): intracellular membrane-bounded organelle
Source: RefSeq, a predicted model, not a curated record
CGAUCCUCCUCGGCCUCUCCGACUUGACUUCUUCUGUAGUUUGGUAGGGAGAGAGAGAGAGAGGGAGAAUGGCGAAUCAAGGGGCGAAGAAGCGUAAGGAGGAGAACGCUCGGCACAUGGCCAAACUCCGUCGUCUUGUGAUCGGUUGCAAUGUUGUGUAUAUCGUAGUGAGGAUGCUGAUUUUCCAUUCGAGUGUUACUUGGAAACAUGGAAUUGGUCUGCUUUUAACGUCGCUGGCUUACGCGAUUCCGUAUAAGCAGCUCGAUCAAAUGGCAAAACCUAGCUUUACUGACGAUGGCGAGCUUAUUGAUGGUGGAUUCGACAUGACCACUGGUGGGAUUUGCGGAUACUUACACGACGUAAUCUACAUUACGAUGUUCGUGCAGCUAGCAUCGAUCAUCUCCGACAAAUUUUGGUACACGUAUCUAUUGAUUCCUGCAUUUGGCGCUUACAAGGCUUCUUGUCUUAUUCGAGGAUUCUUGUCACAUGGUUCAGAGGGAGAAGUGGAGGAUGAGAAGAGUCGUAAGAAACGGGAGAAAAUGGAGAGGAAGGCCUCGAGAGGGCAGGUUAUUAGAACAAGAACAAAAUGAGUAUCUUUCGUUCGUCGAAUACACAAAUGCAUCAAACAACAGGUAACUAUUAUGGUAGAGAUGCAUUUGUGUAUACUCUAUUUAACUUUUACAUGGAUCUCUGUCUGUCAUGAUGGAGAAUAGUCGUCUAAAAUGUACACGAUCGGUUCUGUGGAGAUUUACCUUUUGGCCUUAUCACCAUACAGAAGAAAUGAAAUGAAACAAGCUUGAAAGGGAACC